AUAAUAUCAAAGAGAACACGUUAAUUUAAAUUGUUAGUAAAAUGGCACAUUGGUUUCAUCGUAACGUGCUAAAAGCCACGACAAAUCAAAAAUUCGAAUUAAAAAUAACUGAUCCUACUGAUGCUACAAGAAAACUAUGCAGUGAUCUAAGAUUAUCAAGAAGUCGUCUUUUGGAGUUAAUAAAAAAUGCAAAUAAUUCAAGUGAUACUAUAGAACCAGCCUUUCAUAGCUAUUUAAGCUUAGUGUAUGGAUUUAUAUGGGAAAUAAAUUCUGCUGCAGAACAAUCUGAACAUGUUGGCAGACCUAAUCCUAGCAAACUUAGAAAUGUUAUUGUAUAUAAGUGGACACACACUUUAUUGGGAUCAAGUACCUAUUCUAGUGCUGAUUCUGUUUAUGAAGCAGCUAAUAUGAGCAUGAAUGUAGGACUUUGGUUCAUGAAACAUGCUGCAAUGAUUGCUGCCAAGGAUGAUAUAAAUAUGAAUGAAGCAAAAGAUGUACAUACUAUGCUAAGACGGGCUGCAGGAAUAUUUACUUUUGUACAAACAGAAUUUUUACCACAAUUGGCAAAUCCUCCACCAUUAGGAAGUGAUCUAGAUCCAAGAAUAAUAAAUGCAUAUGUGAAUCAAUGUACAGCGGAAGCACAGGAAGUGACAGUAGCCAGAGCAGUGGAACUAAAACAUAAUGCUAAUUUAAUAUCAGCACUAGCUAAUGAAACAAGUAAAUUAUUUCUGGAUGCUGCUAAUACCUUACGUCCAUUUAAAGCAGAGAUAUCAGCACAGUGGAUUAAAUAUCUGGAACUCAAAGCAGCAUUUUAUCAAUCCUAUGCUUAUAAUUAUUGUGGUGAGAAUUUAUUAUCUAUGGAUAAGUGUGGAGAAGCAAUUAAAGCCUUACAGGAAAGUGAAGCAUGUUUAAAGAAAGCAAAGACAUUAUGUCAGGAGUAUGGAAAAAUAAAUGGACCAGCACCUAGAGUAAAACCAGAUCAACAUGCUGUAUUUAAACGCCUAACACCUAUAGUAAAACUUACUCUUGAUAAAUGUAACCGUGAAAAUGGUUUAAUUUAUCAUCAUACAAUACCAGGGGAGGUUCCAACAUUGGAUACAAAAGCUACUUUUGGUUUAGUGAGUCCAAUUGAUUUUCAAAUGCAAUCACAUCAUCCUAUAUGGAACUUGGAUGUAUAUAGAACAUUGUCUGGAUUAAACCCUGCUAAACUAGAAAAAGAACAAAAUUUACCUCCUGUUAAAGAAGAUUCAAUUCAUCAAACUACCAAAGAUCCAAAGAAUACAAGUGGAUGUUUAUUGCAAUAAAUUGUUUAAUGCAGAAA
Messenger RNA from Bombus terrestris (buff-tailed bumblebee), 1321 nucleotides. Its product is annotated as BRO1 domain-containing protein BROX. The coding region runs from base 42 to 1304 and encodes 420 amino acids. The transcript has 7 exons. NCBI's taxonomy places the organism in Eukaryota, Metazoa, Arthropoda, Insecta, Hymenoptera, Apidae. The record is from RefSeq and is a predicted model, not a curated record.